Molecule: messenger RNA, 153 nt
Organism: Aureobasidium pullulans EXF-150
Lineage: Eukaryota; Fungi; Ascomycota; Dothideomycetes; Dothideales; Saccotheciaceae
Exons: 1
Source: RefSeq, a predicted model, not a curated record
AAAGACGUUAAGUACCUUAUCAUUAAUGAGAAGUCUAUAGUUUCUCUUAUCGGUCUAGCCUACGUUAAUAAGCGCCUUCGCAAGGCCAUUCCUAAUAUAGCUAAUGAAUGGUUCGGUAGACUUAGUGUGCUUCUAUGCGGAGACUUCUUCUAG